Messenger RNA from Bombina bombina (fire-bellied toad), 1941 nucleotides. Its product is annotated as perforin-1-like. Bases 133 to 1755 code for a protein of 540 amino acids. The transcript is spliced from 4 exons. The record is from RefSeq and is a predicted model, not a curated record. Lineage: Eukaryota; Metazoa; Chordata; Amphibia; Anura; Bombinatoridae.
CUUCCUUAGAUACAUAUAUAAUGUGUGCAUUAUAGCCCAAAUUUCAGUAACCGGCCUGAAUCCUAAACUCUCAGACACUUGCUACAAACAAAGAAGGAGACAGAGGUCAGCCUUAUUAUCUCCUACAUCACAAUGCAUAUCUUGCUCUUCCUUCUGUUCUUUCCAUAUUCAUCUCCAACAACCCCACCACCCUCUCUAACCUACAGUUGUCGCACUGGUAGGAUAACAGAAUGCAAAAAAGCUAAAUUUGUGCCAGGUCACAUCCUCUUAGGUAAAGGUAUAGACAUAGUAACUAUGAAAAAGACCACAAUUCCCCUGCUGGAGCUACAGACUUACAAGAAGAAGUGCACUUUGUGCCGUAAUCCUCAUAUGAAUGAUGAGUGGAGGAAACUGCCUAAAGCCAUAGAUAACUGGGAGCCAAUGUCUAAAUGCACCAGGGAUAUCAUCAGCAGAAUCUCCACAUCUCAUAUCCAAGUGGCCGACGAAUCGUCUUCAAGUGUGACAAAUGAUUGGAUGGUAACUCUGCAAAUGCAAAAGGACUUUAAAGAAGGAAGCACUGCUCUUGCGGGAUCACAAUCAGAAGAGGCAGAGUUUGCUAGGAAGAAGAGCCAAAAUGAUAAUUACAAUUUUCUCAGCCACAAGCUGCAGUGUGUGUUUUACAGUUUUCAUCUGUCAGAGAACGCCUCCCUGACCACCAGUUUUACCAAGGCCCUGAAACAGCUUCCUGUCACUUACAACCAGGCGAACAAAGCAGAGUACAUUAAUCUGAUAUCCAAGUAUGGCACUCACUACAUAACUGAAGCAAAGGUUGGUGGGAGCGCUCGGGAGACCACUGCGGUGAAGACGUGCCAAAUAUCUCUGGAUGGUUUGUCAGUGGAGGGUGCAAAUGAAUGUCUAGGCAUGGAGGCUGAAAUUAAUGUAAAAGGUUCUACUAGUGUCAAUGCAACCAUGAAAACCCACGAAUGCAACAAUUUCUUGCGAAAGAAUAGUUAUGGUGCCAGUUUCCACCAGAAAUUCAGUGAGCGUUUUUGGGAGGUAAAUGGAGGAAAUGUAACAUUUGAUCUUCUUUCUCCUGCUACAAAUAAAAAUGGAGGAAACGCAUUUAAUGCCUGGAUGACCAGUCUUAAAAAACUUCCUGAUCUUGUUUCCUACUCUUUAACUCCUAUCCAUCAACUGGUCAGAUUUAACGGUCAGCUCAAACAGAGUCUUAAAAAAGCGCUCACUGGUUAUAUAAAUGAGAAGAAAGUCACUAAAAGUUGUAAAUGCUCAGCCCACUCUCAGCCCCGGGAUAGUCACCAUUGUACCUGUUUCUGUAAUAGUAAUAAUUACUUGAACAGUGACUGUUGCCCAACACAUAAAGGGUUGGCUAAUGUAAAGGUCAAAAUUGAAAAAGGCACAGGAUUAUAUGGUGAUUACUGGUCAAAGACAGACGCCUAUGUGAAAUUCCAAUUUGACCAAAUUAAGGAACAAACAAGCACUGUGCAAGAUGAUAAUAAUCCUGUAUGGAAUGUUCCUUUUAAGAUGGGGAUGAUACGACUCAGUUCAGUGUUAAAGUACAAAAUAGAGGUUUGGGAUGAAGACAUAUUUGAUGCUGAUGACCUGCUCGGGAAGUGUGAGAGACCAAUGAGGUCAGGAACCACGAGGGAGACAUGUAAUCUUCAGCAUGGAAAAAUAACUUACACGAUUUCAGCAACUUGUAACGAUCACCUUAAAGGGCCCUUUUGCGAAAAUUACUAUCCAAUCCCAUCUCAAUAGCAUCAUAGAUGUCAACCACGUAUAAUGCCAAUAGGCAGCAAUUCAUUUCCUUACCCACUCUGAAUUUUUCUUUGUUCCUUAUUAUGUGUUGCCAAAAUAAUGAAGCAACCUCUUGUUUUCAGUAAACUGCAUUAUAAGUGAAACCCUACCACUUUUACUUCACAUUAAAAAGGUUUAAACAAUCAA